Molecule: messenger RNA, 1755 nt
Organism: Paracoccidioides brasiliensis Pb18
Exons: 5
Coding region: 1-1755 (584 amino acids)
Source: RefSeq, a predicted model, not a curated record
AUGCGAUUGUUGCAGGGCGCCGGUUAUCGACCUCCAGGUGGCUUUUCUGACGAGGACGGACGCGUCAGCAGUCUCAGGGAAAGAUUCAGGGAUCAGGGGAAUUCGCCUGAGGCAGUUGAAACCUCUGCGCUGAGAGCAACUAUAAAGGGUGCCCGAGCCUCCUACGGAAUCGCUGGCACUUCAUGGCCCUCACGUUUCAUGUGGGCAACUUCAACCCGUGGAAGCCGUGGACGCCGCGGCACCCCAAGUCAUUCUCACCGCGCAAAUGCCCCAAUUCCCGCACCCCAGAAUCCAGAAAAACCCCCUCCCCCUCCCCCUCCCCUUUCCCCUCCCCUUUCCCUAGCCCCGCGUUGUGAUGUCUCCCCCAACACCCUGCUACCCCCCAAGCAUGGCCUUCCUUCGAAGCCGCCGGCCGAAGUUUGCGUGCCUAUCAGCGGUAAUACUCAGCCGUGUGCGCCGUUGAGCUCCCCCUCCCAACCAGGAGAGAUGUCUAGACCACCACCCAGUUCGGAGAAUCCCCGGCAUGGCGUAGCAUCUCUCUGUGAUCUGGCACAUCAUAUCCGGAAUUCGCAUCCCACCCCUGCCUGUGAUGUCCAAGAUAGUAUCUCUGAUACGCCGACCGAACCGCCUCCCCUUGGGAGAGGCGCCACAGGGGCUGAUUCGUCGUCGCCAAACAUAACCAGCUCAGAUGGUAGCUUAGAAGACUUCUGCAGGCUCCCGGAUCUCCAGAACAACAUCCCCAUUGACCCAGCGAUCCUUGCCGACGACGCGCCUUGGGACAUCGGCGACCUUCACCUGCCUAUUCACCCCGCCCGUUGCGGCACUGUCGUUAAUGUGCCUUGCUACUACAGCACGAGCGACGACUUCCUCAGCGACGAACAGUCCACGGGACGCAAGCGGGGCCGACAGCAACCAGAAGAACCGGUCGCAAAGCGGCUUCGCGUUGCCUAUGCAUCGUCUAUGGAAGGUUCCUCCACAGCCCUUCGUUCCCAUUUCCUGUCGCUACAGCUCGACGAUCGUCUGCAGUGCUCUGGCGAGUUGCAUGCCCGACUCAGCGCCGGCAAUAAGGGGGGUAGACGAGAGUGUGCGGCCAGCCGGCCGCUCGGCUCCUCGCAAGGUUGGAGAAAGUCAGCGUGGGCGCGGCGAGGGGACAAAGGGCCACAGAGACAGGCUGUGGUGAUGGCUCCCCGAGGAUUACGCACGGCUCCUGAGCAUGAUGGAGGAGCGCCGACCCUGGCCGGAGAUAGAGAGGUGUUUUCCGGAAAGGACGGAAUCGGCGCUGCGCCAGCGGGCGUCUACGCUUCGGAAACACGAGAGGGGAAUGCGUACAGCCGAAUCUGCAACCCCGGAGUCCCAGCAGCAUCUGCCAGCCCCGGAGGUCUCCUUAUCUUUCUCCUCCUCGGGGGCGACCCCAGUUCGGCACAGGUAUAUAUAACCGGAGAAGGCAUGCCACCUGCCCAUCGCACUGCCAUGCGUUCCCCUCUUCUACUGUACUCUAUCCGCAGCCACGGCCGAAUGAUACCUACGCUCUUGUCUCUAUUGUUGGCUGCUGCGCCGUGCUUCAAUGGCUGGAGAGAGCACCCCGGGACGAGUACCCCCGUUACUAUCCCCAUUUCUUGGUAUACACAGAGGGCUCCCUCCGCCUCCAGAUCCAUCGUUCUUCUCACUCUAAAACAUGACCCGAGCGUCCCCAAGUCCGGGGUUAGCAACUGGAGCAGCAUCCCGCAUCAACGCCCCUCUCCGCCGUCCCUAUAA